UAUCAAUAUCUGGCGAGCCACGGGUCUCCAACAUGAUCCGCACCCUCGUACUCCUGGCAGUUAUUGGAAUAUGUGUCGGAGCCCCGCAGUUUCUCAUCCAGAGCUCGGUGCCCGAGCCACAUCCAGCCAUCCUGGAGAACGAGGCCAUGGAAGCGUUGCUGCCCGACGAAUUGAAGAACGACUUUUAUAAGAAUCCGAAUAUCGUCGCGGCUCUCGCUCAACCUUCCUGGUUUGGUUAUAAGGAGGCGCAGGUAACCCAUCGUGAAAGCGACAAGAUACCACGAGAAAAAGUCUAUCAUAUUCUUCACAAUGCAGGUUUCGUUCGCUGAUAAUUCAAUGUAAUUUAUACACCUGGAAAGAAUACGACGAAUUGACCGGACAAACUUCACUAUUACACAUACAUUUCUCUUUUCCGCCUACCUUCCUGUCUCUGCUUUU
This is a messenger RNA of Ceratosolen solmsi marchali, 438 nucleotides long. RefSeq lists its product as uncharacterized. The coding region runs from base 33 to 329 and encodes 98 amino acids. NCBI's taxonomy places the organism in Eukaryota, Metazoa, Arthropoda, Insecta, Hymenoptera, Agaonidae. The record is from RefSeq and is a predicted model, not a curated record. The transcript has 2 exons.